Messenger RNA from Tarenaya hassleriana, 3438 nucleotides. RefSeq names its product phosphoenolpyruvate carboxylase 2. Lineage: Eukaryota; Viridiplantae; Streptophyta; Magnoliopsida; Brassicales; Cleomaceae. Gene Ontology annotation, cellular component: cytosol; chloroplast; apoplast. Gene Ontology annotation, biological process: tricarboxylic acid cycle; carbon fixation; leaf development. The record is from RefSeq and is a predicted model, not a curated record. Bases 404 to 3301 code for a protein of 965 amino acids. Gene Ontology annotation, molecular function: phosphoenolpyruvate carboxylase activity. The transcript has 10 exons.
AAUAAAGUCCCAAACUUUUUCUCCAAUCUGUCCUGUUUUCAUCUCUUUUUUUUCUUCCGUGAGUACCCUUUUCGUAGUUCUUCUUUGAUGAUUUGAUCUUCUCUUAUCCGUAUCCGGGUUUCACGAGAAUUUCACUCUUGUUUCCUUUUAAUUUUUUCCUUCGAUUUACUGCAAUUAUCCUUGUUGUUAUAUGGUUUUUAACUUUUAAUCAUACUGCUGAAUCCAUAUUUAUUGGACACUCCGUAAUCUUCGCCGUUUGUUUCAAUCUGAAACUCUGAGAUUUAAAGGAAACCCGUUUGAGUUGGGAGAAGCAGUCUCUCUAUAAAUUGCAGUUGAGUUGAGUGAAACAGGUUCCGUAGAGAUUCACGAGAAAAAAAAAAAAACAAGGUGUUGUAGGGUAACCAUGGCUGCGAGAAAUCUGGAGAAGAUGGCUUCCAUAGAUGUCCAGCUGAGGCUUCUUGCUCCUGGGAAGGUGUCUGAAGACGACAAGCUCGUGGAGUUCGACGCUCUGUUGCUGGAUCGCUUUCUGGAUAUUCUUCAAGACUUGCAUGGCGAGGAAAUCAGAGAAUUCGUUCAAGAAUGCUACGAGGUUGCAGCUGAGUACGACGGGAAGCGGGACACGGAGAAGUUGGAGGAGCUCGGUAACAUGCUGACGAGUCUUGACCCGGGGGAUUCGAUCGUGGUCACAAAGUCGUUCUCCAACAUGCUUAGCUUGGCCAACUUGGCCGAGGAAGUCCAGAUCGCAUACCGGCGCAGGAUCAAGAAACUCAAGAAAGGCGAUUUUGCCGACGAGGCAUCUGCCACUACGGAAUCAGACAUCGAAGAGACUCUCAAGAGGCUUUUGCAGUUGAAGAAAUCCCCCGAAGAGGUCUUCGAUGCUCUCAAAAACCAAACCGUCGAUUUGGUCCUAACGGCUCACCCGACUCAAUCUGUUCGCCGGUCUUUGCUCCAAAAGUUUGGGAGGAUUCGUAAUUGUUUGACACAGUUAUAUGCUAAGGACAUUACUCCUGAUGAUAAACAAGAACUCGAUGAAGCCCUGCAAAGAGAGAUUCAAGCUGCUUUCAGGACAGACGAGAUACGGAGAACUCCUCCGACUCCGCAGGAUGAAAUGAGGGCAGGGAUGAGCUACUUCCACGAGACCAUCUGGAAAGGCGUUCCGAAGUUCCUGCGACGUGUCGACACCGCACUGAAGAAUAUCGGGAUCGACGAACGCGUUCCUUACAACGCCCCUCUGAUCCAAUUCUCGUCUUGGAUGGGCGGUGAUCGUGAUGGAAACCCGAGAGUAACUCCCGAAGUUACGAGAGACGUAUGCUUAUUAGCCAGAAUGAUGGCUGCUAACCUCUACUUCUCUCAGAUAGAGGAUCUUAUGUUCGAGCUGUCAAUGUGGCGCUGCAACGAGGAACUUCGUAUCCGUGCGGAAGAACUUCAAAGCUCCUCGAAGAGGGAUGCAAAGCAUUACAUAGAAUUCUGGAAGCAGAUUCCGCCCACUGAACCAUACCGAGUAGUUCUCGGGGAUGUGAGGGACAAGUUGUACAACACGCGCGAGCAUGCACGCCAGUUACUGUCAAAUGGAGUUUCAGACAUUCCCGACAACGCAGUUUUCACAAAUGUGGAUCAGUUCCUUGAGCCGCUUGAGCUCUGUUACAGGUCUCUGUGCGACUGCGGUGACCGAUCAAUUGCUGACGGAAGCCUCCUCGACUUUUUACGUCAAGUCUCCACCUUCGGGCUGGCACUUGUGAAAUUGGAUAUCCGACAGGAAUCCGACCGACACACAGAUGUCUUGGAUGCUAUUACAAAGCACUUAGAGAUUGGAUCCUACAAGGAAUGGUCAGAGGAAAAGAAACAGGAAUGGCUCUUGUCCGAGCUCAGUGGGAAACGCCCUCUCUUUGGCCGUGAUCUUCCCAAAACCGAAGAAAUCGCCGACGUCUUGGACACAUUCCAUGUCAUCUCAGAGCUUCCUCCCGAUAGUUUCGGUGCCUAUAUAAUCUCGAUGGCGACUGCCCCGUCUGAUGUACUCGCUGUCGAGCUCUUGCAGCGAGAAUGUAGGAUAACUCAUCCCCUGAGAGUUGUCCCGUUGUUCGAGAAGCUUGCUGAUCUAGAAAACGCUCCGGCCUCAGUUGCCCGUCUCUUCUCGAUCGAUUGGUAUAGGAAUCGGAUCAACGGAAAACAAGAAGUCAUGAUAGGGUACUCGGAUUCUGGCAAAGACGCAGGCCGUCUCUCUGCAGCCUGGCAGCUGUACAAAACACAAGAAGAACUCGUGAAGGUCGCGAAAGAAUUCGGUGUGAAGCUGACGAUGUUCCACGGAAGAGGAGGGACGGUGGGAAGAGGAGGCGGACCGACCCACCUCGCCAUUCUUUCCCAACCUCCGGACACGAUUCACGGGUCGCUGAGGGUUACAGUCCAGGGCGAAGUCAUAGAACAGUCGUUUGGAGAAGAGCAUUUGUGUUUCAGGACCCUCCAGCGUUUCACGGCUGCAACGCUCGAGCACGGGAUGCACCCUCCGGUCUCACCCAAGCCCGAGUGGCGGGUACUCAUGGACGAGAUGGCUGUCAUCGCCACCCGGGAAUACCGUUCCGUCGUCUUCGAGGAGCCACGUUUCGUCGAAUACUUCCGACUGGCAACGCCAGAGCUCGAGUACGGUCGGAUGAACAUAGGGAGUAGGCCGUCGAAACGUAAGCCGAGUGGGGGGAUCGAGUCACUCCGAGCGAUCCCCUGGAUAUUUGCAUGGACUCAGACAAGGUUCCACCUGCCAGUCUGGCUCGGCUUUGGAGCGGCGUUCAGACACGUGAUCGAGAAAGACGUGAAGAAUCUCCACAUGCUGCAGGAGAUGUACAACCAUUGGCCGUUCUUCCGAGUGACUCUCGACUUAGUCGAAAUGGUUUUCGCCAAGGGGGACCCCGGGAUCGCGGCCUUGUACGACAAGCUCCUUGUCUCGGAAGAACUCCAACCGUUCGGACAGCAGCUCCGCUCAAACUACGAAGCGACCAAACGCCUCCUACUCCAGGUGGCGGGACAUAAGGAUAUACUGGAAGGAGACCCGUACCUGAGGCAAAGGCUGAGGCUGAGGGAUCCGUACAUAACGACGCUGAACGUGUGCCAGGCAUACACGCUGAAGCAGAUAAGGGAUUCGAGCUUCCACGUGAAGGUGAGGCCGCACCUGUCGAGGGAGUACACGGAGUCGAGCAAGCCGGCGGCCGAGCUCGUCAGGCUGAACCCUAAGAGCGAGUACGCACCUGGCCUCGAAGACACUGUCAUCCUCACCAUGAAGGGAAUCGCCGCCGGCAUGCAGAACACCGGCUGAAGUCGCUUUUUACUUUCUUUCUCUUCCUUUUGUAUUAUUCUAAGACUCUCUCUCUCUCUAUCGAACCUGCUGACGUGUGGUCUACGUCUGGAGUGUUUAUAUUGAAUUAUUAAUAGAUACGAAUGGUUUCCCUUUUA